Pygoscelis adeliae (Adelie penguin) is the source of this 448-nucleotide messenger RNA. It is a transcript of the gene RPS17, whose product is annotated as ribosomal protein S17. The coding region runs from base 40 to 276 and encodes 78 amino acids. The record is from RefSeq and is a predicted model, not a curated record. Gene Ontology annotation, biological process: translation. Gene Ontology annotation, cellular component: ribosome. Gene Ontology annotation, molecular function: structural constituent of ribosome. Lineage: Eukaryota; Metazoa; Chordata; Aves; Sphenisciformes; Spheniscidae. The transcript is spliced from 4 exons.
GGAUGGUCCUGUGUCCCCCGCAGGUAUGUCACCCACCUGAUGAAGCGUAUUCAGAGGGGACCCGUCCGAGGCAUCUCCAUCAAACUGCAGGAGGAGGAGAGGGAGAGGAGGGACAACUACGUCCCCGAGGUCUCUGCCCUCGACCAGGAGAUCAUCGAAGUGGACCCGGACACCAAGGAAAUGCUGAAGCUCCUGGACUUCGGCAGCCUGUCCAACCUGCAGGUGACGCAGCCCACGGUGGGGAUGAACUUCAAAACGCCCCGAGGAGCGCUCUGAGUCGAUCGCUGCUGUCCUGUGGUACGCAGCCAGGAGAGGACAACCGUGGUGGCUCCUCAGAGCUUGCCGGAGCUCCUCGCCCUCGGCGCCUCCCAGAUUUGCCUGUGCCUCCUCCAAGUGGGUAACUCUUGGGGGUCACACUGUGCCAGAAUAAAAGCUGCUUUUUAUAACC